This is a messenger RNA of Ostertagia ostertagi, 789 nucleotides long. The record is from the annotation of a GenBank genome assembly. Lineage: Eukaryota; Metazoa; Nematoda; Chromadorea; Rhabditida; Trichostrongylidae.
AUGAACGAUGACCAGGAACUGGCCCAGCCGGUGGCGGUGCCCGAGCGCCGCGCACCGCAGCCCUCCGUCAAGGUGCUCAUCGCGGAAGAUGACCCCACCCAGCGCGCCGCCCUCACCGAUCUGGUCGCCGCGCUUCGCCCCACCUGGACGGUGGUCGCCGGCGUCGGCUCCGUGGACGAAGUCGAGGCCGCCGUCGACUCCCUUGCGCCCGACCUCUGUCUCAUCGACAUUCACCUGCAGGGGAGCGACGACCCCAACUGGAUCAAGCGCUUGACCGCCGAUCUCGCCGUCAUCUACGUCACCGGCGACCCCGAUUUCGCGGUGCACGCCUUCGACAGCGAUGCCAUCGACUACGUGCUCAAGCCGAUCACCGCGCGCCGCCUGAAGCGGGCGCUGGACCGCGCCGUGCAGGACCCGCGCGUCAUCGGCCCGCAGCUUCCGGGCUCGCACGACACCGGGCGGGAGCUGCUGACCCGCGUGACGAUGUCCCGUGGCACAGAAACCAUCGUCGUCAUGCCCCAGGACAUCGCCUACCUGGAGGCGGACAUGAAGUACACGCGCGUCGUCACCGCCCGGGGCUCCGGACUGGUGCGCAUGGGCAUCAACGAGCUGUGCUCGCGCCUGCCGCCGGAGCAGUUCGUGCGCAUCCACCGCCGCCAUGUCGUGAAUCUGAAGUUCGUCGACUCGGUCAAGCGCAACGAGUUCGGCUACAUGGAAGUCUUCCUGCUGGGCCGCACCGAGGUGCUGCGCGUCAGCAAGAGCUUCCAGCAGGUGUUCCGGCCCGACUGA